UCUUUGUACGCAACCAGUUCGACGCUAAUUUUAGCUUCGGAUUUGGAUUAGAAUUUCCGAAAGGGUUGGCGCUUUUUUAGUAAUCUAGAGACCUCGAUUCUCCCUCCGUUCUCUUUGACUCAAUCAUUCCUCUCUCUCUCUCCAUCAUGGCGAUCGCCGUUGCGCUGAUGAUGGUUCCUGUAGGCCUUCUGUUUCUUCUCUCGGGCUUGAUCGUCAAUCUCAUUCAGGCCACUUGUUUUGUUGCAAUACGUCCUUUUUCAAAAAACACAUACAGGAAGAUCAAUAGAGUUGUGGCUGAACUGUUAUGGAUUCAGCUUAUCUUCCUUGUUGAUUGGUGGGCAGGGCUUAAGGUCCGUGUAUAUGCAGAUUCUGAAACUUUUAACUCAAUGGGAAAAGAGCAUGCACUUGUUAUCAGUAAUCAUAGAAGUGACAUUGACUGGCUUGUCGGAUGGAUUUUAGCUCAGCGCUCAGGUUGCCUUGGCAGUGCUUUAGCAGUGAUGAAGAAAUCAUCUAAAUACCUUCCAGUGAUUGGUUGGUCCAUGUGGUUUAAUGAAUACCUCUUUCUGGAGAGAAACUGGGCUAAGGAUGAAAACACGUUGAAGUCAGGCAUGCAGCGGUUGAGUGACUAUCCUCGACCAUUUUGGCUGGCUCUGUUUGUUGAAGGCACUCGGUUUACCCCAGCGAAACUUUUAGCAGCUCAAGAAUUUGCAAAUUCACAGGGUCUACCAGUUCCUAAAAACGUUCUGAUUCCUCGUACUAAGGGUUUUGUUUCAGCUGUAAAUAAUAUGCGCUCAUUUGUUCCAGCUAUAUAUGACUGCACAGUUAGUGUUCCCAAAGAUCAACCCUCUCCUACAAUGCUUAGAAUUUUGAAAGGACAAUCAUCAGUGGUACAUGUGCACGUCAAACGUCAUUCUAUGAAGGAGUUGCCUCAGACUGAUGAUGGAGUUGCCCAAUGGUGCAAAGACACCUUUGUAGCAAAGGUAUUUCACUUAACUGUUUCAUAUUUCAUAAACAGUAUCGAAAAAUUUAUGGAACUCCUACAAUAUAAACUUUAUAACCAUAUCAGCUUCAUCUAUGUGGGAUCCCAAUUAAUAUGUAUAUAUCCGCUACUUCUAACCCCAACCCCCACCACCACCACCCCCCAAAAAAAGAGGAAAAUGAAAAGAAAAAAGAUCAGUCUCUUUCUUCUCUCUUAUUACUUUAUCAUUUUCUCUAUGCAACAGGUUGUUAUAUUUUGGGCCUCUCUCCUGUCAUGUACUGCUUUUAGAUUCUUGAAAUGGACUUCGCUCCUUUCGACAUGGAAAGGAGUUGGCUUUGCAGCUCUGGGAUUGUUACUGGUUACGCUCGUUAUGCACGUGUUCAUUCUGUAUUCACAGGCCGAGCGUUCAACUACUGCUAGAGCUGCUCGAGCAAGAACAAAGAAAGAUUAGUACCAGAAUUGCGGGUUCCAGCUGCUGCUCUAAUUGAGGGGAAAAAAAGCUGCAUCCAUAGUUUCUUUCAUGAUACAUAUCAUUAUAAUCUGCAUAGGAAUUUGUAGAAAUGUCCUGUCUUGUUUUGUAUUAAGUUUUUGGCUUUUUAUUUUUUUAUGUAUGGGGACUUUUAAGGUGUUUAUAGAUGAUCAUAUUUGAUAUGCAUAUUGAUUUGUUACAUUGCUGUUUGA
Asparagus officinalis (garden asparagus) is the source of this 1660-nucleotide messenger RNA. Its product is annotated as 1-acyl-sn-glycerol-3-phosphate acyltransferase PLS1-like. Gene Ontology annotation, molecular function: 1-acylglycerol-3-phosphate O-acyltransferase activity. Gene Ontology annotation, cellular component: endomembrane system. NCBI's taxonomy places the organism in Eukaryota, Viridiplantae, Streptophyta, Magnoliopsida, Asparagales, Asparagaceae. The record is from RefSeq and is a predicted model, not a curated record. The coding region runs from base 147 to 1430 and encodes 427 amino acids. The transcript has 10 exons.